Molecule: messenger RNA, 612 nt
Organism: Adineta steineri
Lineage: Eukaryota; Metazoa; Rotifera; Eurotatoria; Adinetida; Adinetidae
Source: the annotation of a GenBank genome assembly
AUGUUUGUUAAUGAUGUUAGUUGUAACGUUCAAGCACGUCGAGAUUUUUAUUAUGGAUUAAAACAUUAUCCACGUUAUCAAGAAUAUGAAGAAGUAUAUACUGAUACUAUCUAUGCUCUUCAAAAUAUUUCAAGUAAACAUGGCAAAUGUAUUGAUGAUAAUAAACAACAUAAUCCACCAUGCUAUUAUGCAUUACAAGAAACUAUAAAAAACUGUAUAAAACGAUUGUCUGGUGUACCAGAGAAAGACGCUCGACAUUACUGUGGUUAUACAUUAAUGAAAUAUUGUGCUGUAUAUGGUUUAAGAAAAUUUCCACGUCGAAAUGAUUAUGUAAAUGUAUGUUAUGAUACUGUUAAUUCUUUACAAAAUAUACCACAGAAAUAUGGUAAAUGUUUUAAUGAAGCAACAAAUAAAAUUAAUCCAGCCUGUAUUUAUGCAUUAGCAACAACAAUGAGAAAUUGUGUGAGUGGAUUAGAUGAUGUACCUGAAUUUCGUGCACGAUAUUAUUGUGGUUAUAAACUUAUGCAAAAUUGUGCUAAAAAUGUUGGUCUUGAACGAUUUCCAUACAAUUCACAAUAUCAAAAAUUUGAUGAUGGUGAUGAUGAAAAUUAA